AUGAGUGAAAAGCGCAAAGAAGUUCGUGUGUGGUGUGAUGGAUGUUAUGACAUGGUACACUUUGGACAUGCCAAUUCUUUGAGGCAAGCCAAAGCUCUUGGUGAUUAUUUGGUAGUUGGAGUACACACUGAUGAAGAAAUAACAAAACAUAAAGGACCGCCAGUUUUUACACAAGAGGAAAGGGAAGUUCAAAGGACGGCUGGAGUUUCUACGACAGAUUUAGUAGGACGUAUGCUGUUAAUGACACGACAACAUUUCAAACAAGGUGAUAGUGAGUACAGCGUAGAUAGAGAACCAAGCGAAAGUAUGGGUCAAGAUAGAUCUGCUCGUAGUCCGUGGACAGGGUGCUCCCAAUUUUUACCUACAACUCAAAAAAUAAUUCAAUUCAGCGAUGGAAAAAGUCCGCAACCUGGUGAUAAAAUAGUUUAUGUCGCUGGAGCGUUUGAUCUGUUCCACGUUGGGCAUUUAGAUUUUCUUGAGGUGGCUAAACGAGAAGGAGAUUAUUUAAUUGUUGGUUUACACACUGAUCCCGCUGUUAAUCGUUAUAAAUGCGGUAAUCACCCUAUCAUGAAUCUUCAUGAACGAGUUCUCAGUGUAUUAGCAUGCAAGUAUGUCAAUGAAGUUGUUAUUGGUGCGCCCUAUGAAGUGACGAAAGAUUUGAUGGAACACUUUAAUGUAUCCAUUGUAUGCCAUGGUCAAACACCAAUUAUGCCAUGUGAAGGUGGCACUGAUCCUUAUAUUGAACCCAAAAGGCAAAAUAAAUUUAAAUUACUGAAUAGUAAGAAUGAUAUGACUACAGAAAAAAUCAUUGAAAGAAUUAUUUUACACAGAUUGGAAUUCGAGGAUAGAAAUUUAAAAAAGGAGAAAAAAGAAAUUGCUGCUUACGAAGCCUUCGUUAAAUCACAAAAUAAGGAAAUAUCUGAAUAA
Molecule: messenger RNA, 927 nt
Organism: Cotesia congregata
Lineage: Eukaryota; Metazoa; Arthropoda; Insecta; Hymenoptera; Braconidae
Source: the annotation of a GenBank genome assembly